This is a messenger RNA of Styela clava, 2468 nucleotides long. NCBI's taxonomy places the organism in Eukaryota, Metazoa, Chordata, Ascidiacea, Stolidobranchia, Styelidae. The record is from RefSeq and is a predicted model, not a curated record.
ACCAUCGGUGUGUAGAAAUUCCCUACAGCAACGCGUUUCUACCAUUCAGCAGCGCAGUUCCAAAAUGUGAUAAAUCAGAAACAGUUAACAAUUGGGAAGUUAUGACUGGGAACAGGAUUCGUCCUGCGAAUGGGAAAUGACGAACACAGGGGCAGAUCUUGAAAUCAAGAUUCACCCAAUUGGUUCACUAAGGACAAGAAUUAAUAUCAAUGGAGACGUCGAUUACUUAAACGUUCACACAAUUAGAAUAAAAUGGGGAAAACACGCGAAAACUGGAUCAGAACAUUCCUAUGGACCAUAUCGGCAUGCUGGCGAGAUUCAAGUAUUCCAUGACAUUAAUGAAAAGGUUGGAGGAAAAAAGCACGCGAUUGCCUUCUUUAUUUCGGAGCGACAAAACCCUCCGAAUCCAGCAUGGGCAGAAUUCAUUCCACUCGCAAGAAUCAACUGCAGAUCAGUCGGAGAUACAUAUACGCUAACUUCACCACCGAGCUUAAGAAAUUUGAUCGGAGAGGACGCAUCACGACGAGAUAUUGUUUAUUUAAGUCAUAGAUUGCUUGAGUACACUCGGUAUCAAGGGUCGACAACAACUGCUCCAUGUGAAGAAUACAUUUGGACAGUUUUCAAAAAUCAUCUAUAUCUAAGCAAAGCUCAGUUCACACAACUUCGAAGUAUAGAACAGCCGUACAGCAUACAGGGAAGACGAUCGACGGCAGCAGGACAAGUUGCUUGUCGGACUAUAGGGAGCAUGUGGGAGCGAUAAACAUUUUUCGAUAAAUGACGUCAUCAUUUGAUGACGCAAUAAGUCAUUGAUAAAAGGAAAAUAGAAAUAAAUCGCUGUGAGAGCUGAAGAAGAAGAGCACUAGAAAAGGUGUCAAAGUACACCACUUUGCAAAGGACAUAAAAAAGUCAAAGAGUGUGCAAUGGCACACGUUCAUAGAACGAAGAGUUCAUUAUAUAUGGAGAUUAUACAUCAGACUCUAUGGUCAAUAUAGAACUAUAAACGGUUGUUUCACACGAUUCAAGAUAUGGAAAGCUUACUAUAUUCUAGCUUACGUAUAUCUUGCCGUGAUGGUUACAUUUGCGAGAAAACCAUUAGUGUUGUCAAUCAAUUUUGUCACAAGGUCGAAUUGAGAGCUCUUACAAUCAAUCCGAAUUCCCACGCUCAUCUCAAUUCAAAAAAUAUAAUCGAAUCCAUCUUUGUGUACUCGGAACAGCUACUAAGGGUUAUCUCGCAAUAUGACUACCCCAAUCUUGCCUAUUUUUCAAAAGUGUUACAUUCGCCAAUUAUGACUUGCUUACCUGGAAUUUAAAGACAUUUUUCAUGAAACUAAAUGACCUUAGUGAACGUUAUUAUGGUAUAUAAGAUUUUUUAUUUAUCCAAAUAAUGCGAUACUAUCAUGUGUGGUGGUUUGUCUUUGUGAUAGCAAAUGUAUAUAAUGAACAUGUACAUACAACUUCACUUGGAAACUUACCACGCCGUAUGAUAGUGGUUGAUAAUAACAUAACCAAAAAAUUUUGAACAUGAAUUUAAAGUUUCGUAAUUCAACCAAAAAUAUUCAAUUUUUGAAAAUUCGUUCCGUGUUGAGAGAAUUUAAAAAUUGUCUUGUUAUACAACGAAAAUUAGGAUAAAAAUUUUAAGCAAUUAUAUAUAAUAUUAACACAGAACUUCUGUUCAUAUCAAAUAUUUAUCAGUAAACGAAAACAAAAUUUCAGUCAAAAAAAGGUCAAUCCCCCUGGCAAAGAACUGCUUGACCAUGAAAACUUUAAAACUAUGCAUAUUGCUUCAAUCUCUUCUUAUUACUUAUUGUUCAAUUUUUGCACUUUGAGAUUUGCACUUCGCCCCUGUGCGUAAAAUGUACUUUAUGAUUGCCAAUGGUCAACUAGAAAUUAGGAUAUUUAAACAGAAAUAAUUUAAAAUUGGAGGUCGGGAUAUUUGGCAUUCCAAAAUCCUGAUUGCGCGCAGUUUAGAUUGAUUGAUCAUAACUGACUUAUCUCGUGGAAAAUCCUAAAAAGUCAGCUAAAAGAACAUAUACAAUAGAAAAAAAUAAAUAAAAUAAUGUCCACUAGCAGAAAUUUUUGAAAAAACAGAUUUUUAUAAUUAAUUUGGGAAUCCCCUUUAAAUAUAACUUUACGAAUUCACAGUUGAAUCUACCAUGUCCCUUCAUUUGGACUGAUUAUAUUACUGAUACGCAUUCAUUGCAGCAAGAAAUGUUGUCAAAUUGAGAACUAAUAUCACAAUUAUCCGUGACUAAAAUGAUUUUAAUCAGAAUAAAGAAAGAAUAUUUACACGGAAUUGUCGAAUGACGUCACACUGUGAAUAUUAUGACAUCAUAAUUAAUGUUGUCAAUUGUCUUGCAUAUUAUCACUGUGUGGCUUUCUUUUCUUGUUGCACAAUGUUCCUAUUUAUUGCUUUAUUUUCCCGUCGUAAUGUGUGUGUGUUUCGGGAAAUAAAAGAGUGAAAAAACAAA